GCGGCCCAGGCGGAAACGGAAUUGGGGAGCAGAUCAUCAUGUUUCCAAACUACUUUCCUUUAGACAAAUAGAACAAUAAUAAACUAAUAUAUGUCCAUUGAUUUAGAAGAAAUAACUUGAUCCUCAAUUUCAUUUUGCAGGCUAGAAUAGUAGGUGGGACGGGCACUGAUGGGACACCUAUUAUUGCAGGGAUUGCAAAGUUCAUGGAUAUAUUAACUACUGGACUUGUUACAUCCCCAUUAUCUUGCAACACUAAAUUACAGUGAGUUUUUGAAGAUUGGGAAUUUGGGACCUCAUAUCUUAAAUUUGUUUCUGCAGUGAGUUGCUGAUCUGGAGACAAUCGAGAGUAGAGUGUUGAAGGCACAUCUCCAAUAUUCCUACACAAAAACACAAUGCACAUCAACUAACAGAAGUGCAAUACCCUCUCAUUUAUCAGCCUCAUCAAACUGUAUUGAAAGACACCAAACUGAACUGAAAGACAACAAACAUGCCAGCUCCCAUUUUAGAUUUUACCAAGUAUCAUAUGGACAAACAAUGAAGUUCAUUGCUGGAGACAACCUGACAAUUGAAGUUCUCCCAACACGCCCUACUCUGACAUGACAGAUGCAGAGUUUUGGAAUACUGGGCUGGAGAGAUCAGAGGCGCUGAAAAAUGAUCUGGAAUGGUUCAGGCAACAGGGCCACACAAUUCCAAAACCAUCGGCCCCUGGCACCACAUACGCUUCUCUACUGGAAGAUCUGUCUGAGGAGGACCCCCAGGCCUUUAUCUGCCAUUUCUAUAACGUGUACUUUGCUCAUACUGCUGGAGGCCGAAUGAUUGGCAAAAAGGUUUCCGAGAAGAUUCUGAACAACAAAGAGCUGGAGUUCUACAAGUGGGAGGGCAAUCUCUCCCAGCUGCUGCAGAACGUCCGCAACAAGCUUAACCAAGUCGCUUCGAGCUGGUCUCGGGAGGAGAAGGACCACUGCCUGGAGGAGACGGAGAAGUCGUUCUCUUACUCAGGAGGCCUCCUCCGCCAUAUAUUCACCUGAUCUAUCAUUGCCGGUUGAUCCAGUCUCAAACGCUGUAAAUACAUAGUCCUCUUGACUGUUAAAACUUUAUUACUGGUGAGGGGGAUCUCCUCCCCCAGGUACGGUUUACCUGCAUUCAAGUUGCCCAGUGUCUUACUUGA
This is a messenger RNA of Zea mays, 1168 nucleotides long. RefSeq lists its product as uncharacterized. The transcript is spliced from 6 exons. Gene Ontology annotation, molecular function: heme oxygenase (decyclizing) activity. Bases 597 to 1028 code for a protein of 143 amino acids. Gene Ontology annotation, biological process: phytochromobilin biosynthetic process; heme oxidation. The record is from RefSeq and is a predicted model, not a curated record. Lineage: Eukaryota; Viridiplantae; Streptophyta; Magnoliopsida; Poales; Poaceae.